Nilaparvata lugens (brown planthopper) is the source of this 5754-nucleotide messenger RNA. Its product is annotated as collagen alpha-1(I) chain-like. The record is from RefSeq and is a predicted model, not a curated record. NCBI's taxonomy places the organism in Eukaryota, Metazoa, Arthropoda, Insecta, Hemiptera, Delphacidae. Bases 422 to 5020 code for a protein of 1532 amino acids. Gene Ontology annotation, molecular function: extracellular matrix structural constituent. The transcript has 31 exons.
UAAUUAUUUUUAGCAGAAAAUCAAUAAUAGAUAUAAUAAUUAUUCUCAUUAUUUGGGAUUGUUGAGAUUUUCAUUACAAUAUUUCGAUUGUUGAAACUUGCAAAAAUUACGGUUUAUUCUGAACAGUUGUAGGCCUACUUGCUAGCUCCCAUCCUAUAAUCCACAAUCCUUCCAUCCAUCAUGAUAUCCUCACUUCCUCUCAUAUCGUAUCAUGAUUAUCUCAUGAAGAACUAUGAUUCAUAAACCAGUCGCCAAUUAAAGCGCAUGCAGAAAAUCCAUUAGAACAUUUAUUGCUAGACAGCUUGUCUCUGUCCUUUAUCCCCACCCACUCAUUUCAAUCCUAAUAUUCAUCUCUAGAAUAUUUUCAGCGAGCUGAAUUUCUUUUCGGACUGCAGUCUUAGGACUGGCUGACUCCUGGACAAUGCGUUUACUAUUGCUAUUGUCAGUUUUGCUGCUUCUGUCAAUUUGCCCCUCAGUCAGUAGGUCGCCGAAUAGUAAGAAAAUUGUUGAAAAAUUACAGAAAGACCAAAGUGAUUCGAGUUUUGAAGACUAUGGUGAUUACAGUAAUUACGAUGAUACGGAUUAUUUCGACAAGAAGAAUGAAACAACAAACGGAAAAUCAGUUCCAAUAGUAGUAAAUGCAUCUUCAUCGGCUACUCUGUAUCACAACUUGCAAAAAUCUAUUGAUAACAAAAACUUCAAUCAAGAUCAAGAAAAGGACUUCUUCAAUCAAGGGAAGUCGGAAUCAGAUAUUUUAAGCAGUGCUCCAGGGUCAUCCUUCUCAAGUCAUGAUGCAUCAUCAGGGCCAGAUUCUGGUAUGUUGUGUGAAUUCGAAGGCAGGACUUACAAAGAUGGAGAGCAAUGGAUUCCUGAGCCAUGUAUUUUAUGUAACUGCUUCUUCAGAACAGUUGGAUGCAAGCAGAUGGAAAAUUGUACUGGUAAUAAUGAAUUCCCCAAAGGAUCUCCAAUCAAUAUCACAGCACCGCAAAGACAAGUUGUCCAAACUGAAAAUGAGGCAGAAAGAACAGCAUUACAUAGGAUUCCUAGUAUGCCAGCAAACCCUGCGCCUCCAGCUAUGUCUCCUGAUCUAUCGGCGUAUUACAAUCAGCUUGCACUGUCGAAUGGUGGGAACGAGAAAGGCCCGACAGGUGGGGAAGGCUACCCUCCCGAGUCCUACCAGCAAUACAUGCAGAUGCAAGUGCAACCGGGUCCUGUUGGCCCCACAGGCGCACCAGGGCCACCAGGACCUCCAGGUACUCCAGGAUUCCAGGGCGCAAGAGGUGAGCCUGGAGAAGUGGGUCCUCCAGGACCUCAAGGGAUAGCUGGUGAUAGAGGAUUGCCAGGACCACCAGGAAAGGACGGAGCCCAAGGUGAAGACGGUGAACAGGGUCUGGUGGGUGCCCCGGGUCCCCCGGGCAGCCGAGGCCCCCCUGGUCUGCCCGGCCACUCUGGCAUGAAGGGGCACCGAGGGCUGCCCGGUUUGGUGGGUGAGAAGGGGGACAUGGGGCCUGCGGGAGAGAAGGGUGAUGUGGGGAGUUCGGGCAUGCCUGGAGCAGCUGGGCCUCCCGGUCCUAGUGGGUCGAGAGGAGAACGAGGCAGAGAAGGAGCUCAAGGACUUCCUGGAUUAAGAGGUGCAGAUGGAUUGCCAGGUCCUGCAGGACCUCCUGGCCCAGAAGGCAAACAAGGACCAACAGGUUUUCCAGGGUUAAUUGGCAGUAAGGGCGAGGAGGGGCCCAUGGGACCCAAGGGUAGUCCUGGUCUUCAAGGUGUCAAAGGAGAAAUAGGACUUCCUGGACUAAUCGGUGAAGCAGGUCCAAUAGGCGCUCCAGGAAAGGACGGUUCAGCUGGAGAAAAAGGCAGUCCAGGCACCCCUGGAUUCGUGGGACCUCCUGGAUUUCCUGGAGCCAGGGGACCUCCGGGAGCGCCCGGUACUAUAGGGCCGCCUGGACCUUCUGGAGAACCUGGUCUGCCAGGGGAACGAGGUUCCAAGGGCGAGACAGGUGCUAAGGGCGAUAUGGGUGCCCUUGGCCCCAAGGGCCAGCCAGGGGCCGAGGGGCCGGAAGGGCGGAAAGGAAAGAGAGGUGGUCAGGGACAGAGAGGACCCGUAGGCCCUCCCGGCGAGAGGGGACCUCCGGGAGAGAGGGGGUUGAAUGGGCUGGAUGGACCGCAAGGGAUCAAAGGACAACAAGGAGACAAAGGACCUGUAGGACUACCUGGACUGAAAGGAGCAACUGGUGAAACAGGGCCUAUAGGACCACCUGGAACACAGGGAUUGCGUGGUAGCCCGGGCAGAGCCGGCCCGUCGGGAAGAGCGGGAAGUCCCGGACCGAGGGGUCCGCCCGGAGCCGACGGGAAGCAGGGGGAGCAGGGGCUGCAAGGGGUGCAGGGGCAGCCGGGACCGUUUGGGCUCAUGGGAGAUAAGGGGGCUCCGGGAGAGCCAGGUAAAGACGGCGAGCCAGGCCCCCCAGGACUUCCCGGACUUCGUGGAGACAACGGCAAGGAAGGUCUACCAGGUCCCCAGGGAAUUCCGGGACCUCCAGGGUUGGACGGGGAGAGGGGAAUCAACGGGCCCCCUGGAUUACCGGGACCCCAGGGUCUGCCAGGAAUCGCAGGAACACCGGGAAAUCCUGGCAAAGAUGGCGAACAGGGUCCUCCAGGAUUGCCAGGAGUGGCAGGAUUGACUGGUCUGAGAGGCGAGAAAGGAUUCACUGGAGAGAAAGGAUCGCCUGGAAUGGCAGGGCUUCCUGGACUGAAAGGAGAGAUUGGACCAAUGGGUGCUGAAGGACCUCCGGGGUUACAAGGGAUGAAAGGAGAACCUGGGACUUCAGGGCCGUUUGGACUUGUGGGUCUUCCUGGAAUUCAUGGACCACCAGGACCGGCUGGGGAGAAGGGUGAGAGAGGAGCUAUUGGUUUGAUGGGACCUGAGGGACCAACCGGUAAACCAGGCGAACGAGGUUUGCCAGGCUCGCCAGGUCCCGUGGGUGCCCCGGGGGAGCCAGCCGAGAGGGGCGACCAGGGGCCGCCCGGACCGCCCGGAGAGAUGGGCCCCCCCGGGAGUCCCGGAGACCGGGGUCCCGUGGGCUUGGCCGGCGCGCAGGGCUUCCCCGGACUGCAGGGUCUGGUGGGGCUGCCCGGCCUCAAAGGAGACAGAGGGUUCCAGGGUGUGAAGGGGGAGGUGGGAAAUCCUGGAGUUAUAGGUAACCCAGGCGCCCCGGGUCUCCCCGGGCUGACAGGGGCAGUGGGAGCAAAGGGGUCACGAGGGGAGUCUGGAGCCAGGGGGGAGACAGGGAUGAUGGGCCCCCCUGGCAGGCCUGGAGAAACUGGACAGAUUGGCCCAGCCGGCACCGCAGGCCCUGUAGGUACACCAGGCUCGCCGGGCCAGAAAGGAGCUGCGGGCGACACGGGACAUCCAGGUCCAGCUGGACCGGAAGGCCUUCCCGGACUGCCAGGCCUGGACGGACAGAAGGGCGAGGCGGGGGCGGACGGGGUGGCCGGAAAGGCGGGUGAAGCGGGGCUGCCGGGUGCGCCAGGCGAACGCGGCUACCCCGGCCUGGUGGGGCCGCCUGGGGUGGCUGGCAAUACGGGGCCACGGGGACCGCCGGGAGAACCAGGAUCUCCAGGCAAACCCGGACUUGACGGAACUCCUGGCGCGGCUGGUGGCAGGGGUCCUCCCGGAGAUCAGGGACCCGCCGGUGAGCCCGGACUGGAAGGACUUGCUGGUAAGCCGGGAAUGCCGGGAGUCGCGGGGCGACCCGGAGAUAAGGGACCCAUAGGAGCACCAGGGCAACCGGGGCUAGUAGGAGCUCCUGGUAUGAUGGGAGUUACGGGACCAAGCGGAGCUCCCGGGCUUGUUGGAGACAGAGGACCUAAAGGAGAUCAAGGAUUUCAAGGGAUGGAAGGACCAAUGGGACCACGAGGAAUCGCCGGUAUGCCUGGGCCCCCUGGAACCAAGGGUGAGAGGGGAGACCUUGGCCCCAAGGGUGCCAAAGGCCACAGAGGUUUGAUUGGUCUCCAGGGUUUACCAGGAAUGCAGGGCUUGAGAGGAGAAAAAGGAAUGAUGGGCUCACCUGGCAUACCCGGGAAAAAUGGAGAGACUGGACUUAGAGGACCCCCCGGUAAAGACGGCACACCAGGCACCCCCGGAACGGCGGGGUCUCCCGGACCCCGAGGUCUGCCAGGCGAGAAGGGCAAAGAUGGCCUGCCGGGGCCUCCUGGACCCCCGGGGCCCGCAACCGCUGACAAUUACUGGCAACCAUUGGCCUACCUCAAUCAGCCUCAAACCAAAGGACCUGAUUAUUUGAGCGGAGAUGAGCCUUUCGAAUCGAGUAAUGAUGCUCUAGCAGACAAAGACAGGCGGCAGUUUGUGAUACGCCAAAUAAAGGCGACCUAUGACAAUUUGCGACGACCUGAUGGUACAAAACAAUCUCCGGCAAGAACCUGCAGAGAUCUCCAUAUUGCUCAUCCGCAACUACCUUCAGGUGACUAUUACAUAGAUCCAAAUGAUGGUGACAUUGAUGAUGCAAUAUUGGCUUGGUGUGAUUUCAAAACAAAAUCAACAUGCAUACAUCCUUCACCUUCCAACACAGGUGAUAUCACCUUCAUAGAAAAGGACCAAGACGUUUGGCUGAGUGAUGUGAAGCCUGCCAAGAAGUUGUCGUACAAAGCGGACAGCAACCAAAUAGGUUUCCUUCAGCUGCUGUCAACCAGUGCGAGCCAAAACAUAACGUGCCAUUGUCGCAAUGCCGUGGCCUACUAUGACGCAGAGCUGAAGAGUCACCGACGGGGCAUCAAGCUGAUGACAUGGAACGAUGUUGAGAUUGCGCCCAUGGGCAACCAGCGCUUACGCUAUGACGUGGUCAGCGAUGAAUGUCAGAUGCGGAAAGAUAAAUGGUCCAAGACAAUCCUAAAAUAUACAACAGAUAAAUGUUUCCGAUUGCCUAUAACGGAUGUGGCUUUCCGAGAUCUCAGAAAACCUGGACAACUGUUUUCACUAGAGAUUGGACCUGUUUGUUUUUCAUAAAUUAAUAGAUGUACAAAUAUGUGGAAACAUUUAGAGAGAAAUUUAAAGAAAAAGAGAUGAAAUGAAGAAGACAAUAAUUAGUGACAUUCAAAAAAUGAUGUGAUGAAUAUUAGAUAAAGUACUGAUAAAGUCAUGAUUCUAGAAUCGAUUGAAUUUGCCACAUGUCACGAAUAUUCAUCAUAAACGAUCAUUUUUAUUACACAUAUACUACCUUGAUUGUGAUUUUUCCCGUAAUCUACCUUAAUAAUCAAGGUAGUAUAUGUGUAAUAAGAAUGAUCGUUUAUGAUGAAUAUUCGUGACAUGUGGCAAAUUCAAUCGAUUCUAGAAUCAUGAGUACUUUAUCUAAUAUUCAUCACAUCAUUUGAAUAUCACUUGUAUUGAUAAUUUUGAUUCAUCAAUUACUAUUAAAUUCUAAGAUCACAACAAAACUAGGGUUGUUGCUCUUGACAAAGCACUAUAGGCUUCACCAUGGGUUUAAAGUUUGGAAAAUAGGUACCCAAAAUUAUUCAUUUCCACAAUAAUUGUGCAAAUGGGUUUUAGUGUGGAUGUUUUGCAAAAUAAGAUGAUAUUUCAUUUUUUACACAAGUUUGUAGGCUAAUCUGAGUGGUGAACUCACUCAGAAAAGUAGUAACAGAGAAAACUACUAUAAUGCUGUAUUCUGUGUUAGUUGUUACAUAGAUUGUAGCUUUUAACCUAGCUAUUAUAGUUAGUAGUGAUAAACUGUUUGUUGGCAC